AUGUCAACGUUUGUUUCGUCUCCGAAUAGACUUCCAAGUGACUCUGCAGGCCUCUUUUCGUCACAGCCUCCCUCUUCAAUUGGAAGAUCGGGUACUUUCACGCCUUCCAGGUCCAAUAACUUGUACAGCGAGCACAAUCAAGAUUCCCAAUUACCCCCAACAUCCAGUAUUGUCUCCGGUAGAAGAAGGCAGAUACAAGUUCCCAAGGUGGUUGAUGUGACUGCUGAAAAAGUCAGAGAAAGCUUCGAAUUAUUCUUGGAUGAAUUCACAACUACUAGUGAUUCCAAUGAAGUCGAACGAUUUUACGUGAACCAAAUUGACGACAUGAAAAACUAUGAGCUUUCGACUUUAUAUGUUGAUUUCCAACACUUGAUGGAUCGUGAGAAUGGAGUUUUGGCUAAUGCUAUUUUGGAACAAUACUACCGAUUCCACCCAUUUUUGGUCAAAGGUAUCAAGAAUUUGAUCAAAAAGUAUGCUCCCAACUUAUUAUAUGUUUCUAUGAUUGGUACCAACGCAGAAGAAAACGAAUCCAACGAGAGUGGAAGCACUACCUCAUCCCAGCUGAAUGAACGAGUUUUCCAGCUUUCUUUCUACAACUUGCCUACUUUGAAUAGAAUCAGAGAUAUCAAGACCGAAAAAAUCGGUUCGUUAAUGGCUAUCAGUGGAACCAUCACCAGAACUUCCGAAGUCAGACCAGAAUUAUACAAGGCUAGUUUCACUUGUGAUAUGUGUUCGGCUAUUGUUGAAAAUGUGGAACAAAUCUUUAAGUACACUGAACCCACUUCGUGUCCUUCCUGUGAAAAUCAGAGUUACUGGACAUUAAACAUUGGAAAGUCCCAGUUUGUUGAUUGGCAAAAAGUUAGAAUCCAGGAAAACUCUAGUGAAAUUCCAACUGGUUCCAUGCCCAGAACUUUGGAUGUCAUCUUGAGAGGUGAAACCGUUGAAAAAGCUAAACCUGGUGACAAAUGCAAAUUCACUGGUACUGAAAUUGUUAUUCCAGAUAUCUCGCAAUUGGGGUUCCCCGGUGUUAAGCCUCAGAGUAUCAAGGAAAACAGAAACCAAAGUAGUGAGUUGAAUACUGGUAUCACUGGGUUGAGAUCAUUGGGUGUGAGAGACUUAACUUAUAAAUUAGCUUUCUUUGCCUGUCACGUCAGUUCUAUGUCUAACAAGGAUGAAGAAAAUGAAUCUCACACUAGUGAAGAUGUUGAUGAUCAAGAAGCCUUCUUAACUUCUUUAACUGAUGCUGAAGUCAACCAAUUGAAAGUUAUGGUAAAGGACAACUAUAUUUACGAUAAAUUGGUCCAGUCUGUUGCUCCAGCAGUUUUUGGACAUGAAGUUGUCAAAAAGGGGAUCUUAUUACAAUUAUUGGGAGGUGUUCAUAAGAAAACUAUUGAUGGAAUCAACUUGAGAGGUGAUAUAAACAUUUGUGUGGUUGGUGACCCAUCCACUUCCAAGUCCCAAUUCUUGAAAUAUGUUUGUGCAUUCUCUCCUAGAUCUGUCUAUACUUCUGGUAAAGCCUCUAGUGCAGCCGGUUUGACAGCUGCGGUUGUUAAGGAUGAAGAGAGUAAUGAAUUUACUAUUGAAGCGGGUGCAUUAAUGUUGGCUGAUAAUGGUAUUUGUUGUAUUGAUGAAUUUGAUAAGAUGGAUUUGUCCGAUCAAGUGGCAAUUCACGAAGCUAUGGAACAACAAACCAUUUCCAUUGCUAAAGCUGGUAUACACGCCACCUUAAAUGCCAGAACCUCUAUUUUGGCAGCUGCCAAUCCAAUUGGUGGUAGAUACAACAGAAAAAUGGGUUUAAGAGCCAAUUUGAAUAUGACAGCACCUAUUAUGUCUAGAUUUGAUUUGUUUUUUGUCAUUUUGGAUGAUUGUAACGAAAGAAUUGAUACUCAAUUGGCUUCUCACAUCGUUGACCUUCACAUGUUACGUGAUGGUGCUAUCGAUCCACCAUAUUCGGCUGAGGAAUUAUCAAGAUAUAUCAAGUAUGCUAAGACUUUUAAGCCAAAGUUGACCAAGGAUGCUAGGAAUUUUUUGGUUGAAAAGUACAAGGAAUUAAGAAACGACGAUGCCCAAGGGUUAGGAAGAUCUUCUUAUAGAAUUACUGUGAGACAGUUAGAAAGUAUGGUUAGGUUAAGUGAAGCUAUUGCUAAAGCAAACUGUACUGCGGAAAUCACACCUAGUUUUGUUGCUGAAGCUUACGAUUUAUUGAGACAAAGUAUUAUCAGAGUGGAAAUGGAUGAUGUGCACAUUGAUGAUGAUGAUGAGGAGGAUCAAAAUGCAGACGAUGGCAACAAUGAUGAUGACAAUAAUGAUAACAACAACGACAACUACAACGCUGGUGAUAAUGUUGAUGAUGCAGACAGAGUUCAAAAAUCAGUUACAAUCACUUAUGACAAGUAUGUAUCGAUUAUGAACUUGAUUGUGAAACGGGUAAUUGAGGAUGACAAUCUGGAGGGUGAUGGUUUGACGGGAGACGAAUUGGCUGAAUGGUAUUUGACCCAAAAGGAAGACGAAAUCAACAGCGAAUUAGAAUACUAUCAGGAAAGAGCUUUAUGCUAUAAGGUUUUGAAGAGAUUAGUCAAAGACAAGAUUUUGAUGUAUAUAACUCAGAAUGAUGAGUUAAGCGAAGACCCUGAAAGCAGCAAGUCAGUGUAUGUUUUACAUCCCAAUUGCCAAAUUUUGGAUUUCUUUGAUCAGAAUCCUGCUUCUGUUGAUGAAGCUGAUGAUACUGAGUGA
Yamadazyma tenuis ATCC 10573 is the source of this 2733-nucleotide messenger RNA. The record is from RefSeq and is a predicted model, not a curated record. NCBI's taxonomy places the organism in Eukaryota, Fungi, Ascomycota, Pichiomycetes, Serinales, Debaryomycetaceae.